AUGUCUGAUACAGGUCGUAGUCCAGGACGUGCAGCAAGAGCUGGUUCUGGAGGAACUGCAGUGCGGCAGAGACGUGGCGGUCCUUCUGCAGGUUCAGGACGUUCAGCACGUGGUGGCGUAGGUAGUGGUGGUUUAUGGCGUUUUUACACAGAAGAUGCAACGGGCCUGAAAAUUGGGCCAGUCCCAGUGCUCGUCAUGAGUCUCGUUUUCAUAGCUUCUGUUUUCAUACUACACAUUUGGGGCAAGUCUGCGAUACUGAUUAUGGUAUUAAUUGAAGAAAUUGUUGAAAGUAAGAAAAUGGCUGAUUCUGUUAUGUAUACAAAGAAAGAGAAACAAAAAAUAGUAAAGAAAAUUCCUUUUGAUAAGAUGAUUUUGGAAGAUAAUAAGUUAAGUGAGAAGCAACUUAAGCACUGUAACCGAAUAGGGAAGAAGAAGAAGCUGAAAAAGGAUGUUAUUACAAACAAAAAAGUGCUUGUUGCGGAAACGAAAAAUACUCAGCAGCCUAUUCAGGAGGUUCAAAGUCCUAAGACUGUUAAAAGGAAAAGGAAACAAUCAUUGAAAAACGAAAAGGAUUCUUCGACUGAGCAAAAACUAUUGAUUAGAAAAAAUCGAAAAAAGAAAAAAGAGGAAGAGAGUGCAGAAAAUCUAAACUCGGAGAAGAUGCCUUUAUUUAUGAAUGACGGCGGUGUACGUGAGGAAAGCUUUUCUGGUAUAAAUACUGCUUCUGAACAGAGCGAUAAUGACAUGAAAAAUGAUUGUUUUUCUUCAAGUGAUCUAUCGGAAUCAGAUACGGACGACUUGCCAGUAGAAAAGAAAUCUCGCAGAUUGGAAAGGAAGAAAGAAAGUGAUGAGAAAUUCGCCGAUGAUGAACUUUUGUUGAAUAUUGAGAGCGAGGAGAGAUACAACUUGCCAUCAAUUGAGAAAGUUGAGAUUGAACUGAAACAGGCACCUAAUUUAAAAAUCAUAAAACAACGUAUCUCAGACAUUUUCCAGGUGCUUGGUGAUUUCAAAAAUCGACGUGACGCAAACCGAAGUCGAAAAGAAUAUAUUUCUGUUCUCACAAAAGACCUCUGCAGUUAUUAUAGCUAUAAUGAAUAUUUAAUGCAAAAAUUCAUGGGUAUUUUCCCAAAUGGAACAGAACUGCUAGAAUUUCUGGAAGCAAAUGAACAACCACGACCUGUAAUCAUACGCUCGAAUUCAUUGAAAACCCGACGGAUGAAUGUUGAUCCAGCAGCAGAAUGGACUAAAACCGGUUUAAUUGUUUACGAUAGUCAAGUUCCUGUUGGUGCAACUCCGGAAUAUCUUGCUGGGCAUUAUAUGCUGCAGGGACUGAGUUCCUUUCUUCCAGUUAUGGCUUUAGCGCCACAACCGGAAGAAACCAUAUUAGAUGUAUGCUCUGCGCCUGGUGGUAAAUCAUCUCAUAUUGCAGCACUGAUGAAGAAUACUGGAGUUCUUUAUGCAAAUGAUGCUAAUAUGCAGCGCUGUCGUGCGGUUAUUGGUAACCUGCAUCGGCUGGGAGUGAAUAAUGCGGUUGUAAGUAAUUUAGACGGGCGAGAAUUUGCAAAAAUUAUGCCUCAAGGUUUUGACCGUGUUUUGUUGGAUGCACCAUGCUCAGGAACAGGUGUAAUCUGGAAAGACGGAAGUGUUAAAACACGACGUGACAGUCAGGAUGUUCAACGAUGUCAUACUUUACAGCGACAAUUGAUACUCGCUGCAUUGGAUUCCAUUAAUGCAAAUUCAAAAACUGGUGGUUAUCUAGUUUAUUCGACAUGCUCUGUUCUAGUCGAAGAAAAUGAAGCAGUCGUGCAUUAUGCAUUGAGGAAACGAGAUUGUAAACUUGUACCAAUGGGAUUGGAUAUCGGUAUAGAAGGAUUCACGAAGUUUCGGGAAUAUCGCUUUCAUCCAUCACUUUCUCUCACUCGGCGAUAUUAUCCACAUAUCCAUAAUAUCGAUGGGUUCUUUGUAGCAAAAUUCAAGAAAUUGUCAAAUUCAAAGACAAAAAACACAAAUUCAUCCGGUGAGCUGAAAAAUAAAAAUGUUAGUGUUUUCAAAAGCAAAUUCCAAAAUGGUAAUUCAGAUAGAGCUAGAAUUGCAGGAAAGCCUGUAAUGACAGAGAAAUCAGUGUCACAUGGAGACGAUCAAAAGAAACAUCAGCAAAAGUUUUUGGUUGAAAAAAUGGAAACCGAUAUAGAUGCAUCAAAAAGCGAAAUAUCAAUGGAAUCUGCGAAUGGAACCGUACCGGAAGGUAAUGCAAACAAGAUGUUGAAGAUGCGAGUUUGCAAGAAAAAAUUUUUAUCUAAUAAGUUCAAACCAGGCAAAGAUAGUAAAUUCAUGAGAAAGAGGAUGAAAAAAAAUUUGAAAAAAGAAAGUACGAAUGCUGUAGCACAUUAG
Messenger RNA from Acanthocheilonema viteae, 2391 nucleotides. NCBI's taxonomy places the organism in Eukaryota, Metazoa, Nematoda, Chromadorea, Rhabditida, Onchocercidae. The record is from the annotation of a GenBank genome assembly.